Bactrocera latifrons is the source of this 886-nucleotide messenger RNA. RefSeq names its product angiopoietin-related protein 2-like. Lineage: Eukaryota; Metazoa; Arthropoda; Insecta; Diptera; Tephritidae. The transcript is spliced from 3 exons. The coding region runs from base 20 to 886 and encodes 288 amino acids. The record is from RefSeq and is a predicted model, not a curated record.
UUUUGCGCUUAGCAGAAAAAUGUUUCGCUUUGUUUUCAUUAUGUCGCUGUAUUAUACUUUGAGUUUUCAAAUAAGAUUUUCCUUCAGUCAAAAUAAGAAUUCGAAUAAGAUUUGCGAUGACAAUUGUGAUGUGCAAAUAGAUGUCGUUGCAAAAUUCAUAAAAAUUCACAACUUCCCAUCGAACAUCGAUAAGCUGUUAGCCCCGAAUCGAGCAUCCAMAUGGUCUAGUUGUAUGGAGGCAGCAGCAAAGAGCUGGAGGAGUGGUAUUUACAAAAUUCAGUUAGAAAAGAUAAAUAUCACCGACUUGGAGGUAUUUUGCGAAGAGGACGUUGAUUUCGGGGGAUGGAUAGUCAUUCAACGGCGCCRAAGUGACUCGGUAGAUUUUUAUAGAACUUGGGAUGACUAUAAAGAGGGAUUUGGUGACUUAAGGAGAAACUAUUGGAUAGGUUUGGAGAAACUCACUAAUAGUUGUGAGCAGGAGUUGUAUAUUCAAAUGAAAACACGUCAAGGGGUUAAGUACUACGCAAAAUAUUCAGAGUUUCUUAUUGGUGACGAGUCAGAGAGCUACACUUUAAAGAAAUUGGGUAUUUAUAACGGGAACGCUGGUGAUUCCCUACAGUAUCAUUCGGGAAGGAAGUUUUCAAYUUAUGAUCGUGAYAAUGAUGAUUUUGCUGAUAAUUGUGCAAAGAAAUUUAAAGGUGGCUGGUGGUUUGGCAAAUGCUACGCAUGUMAUUUAAACGGAGUCUACGGAGAUGAUAASGCGGGUGUAAGCUGGCUUAUGAUAAAGAGAGAUGAGUCUCUACCYUUUGUGCAAAUGAUGAUACGUCCAACUCAAAAUUGUUGGAGRCGWUUAAUGUUGAGCAAUUUACAUCGAGCAAUUAAUUAA